AUGGCAGACAUCGAACCCAAGUUCUCCAACAUAGACGAGAAGCCUGGCGCCAGCAAGCUGGCCACCGAGGACGCCAGCUCCCACCAUGGCUCCCUUCACAUCGUCUCCAAGCUCGAUGCCGACGAGGGCAAAGUCACCAACCCUCUCGCCGGUCUCUCCAAACAGCAGCUCCUUCGCAAUGUCGAGGCUUUCGCUCAGGAGAAAGGCCUGACCGACGACGUUGAGAUGCUCAAGAAGGGCGCUCUCCUCGCUCAGCGACCCGCGGAGUAUCGCGACAUUGACGAGCUCACUCAAGACGAGAAGGAUGCAGUCGCUCACGAGUACGCCAACAAGUGGUCGCACCCCCUCCUCUUGUACGUCACCAUCUUUGUCUGCUCGAUCGGCGCUGCAACGCAAGGUUGGGAUCAGACCGGUUCCAACGGCGCCAACCUUUCGUUCCCUCUAGAAUUCACCAUCCCCGAGUCACCUUCCGAGGGUCUCCUUCCGGGCCAGCCUGGCUACACGUCUGUUGCGGAUGCCGAGCGUAACCAGUGGCUCGUUGGUCUCGUCAACGCCGCACCCUACAUCGCCAGUGCUAUGCUCGGCUGCUGGCUCUCCGACCCGCUCAACAACAUGUUCGGUCGUCGAGGAUGCAUCUUUAUCACGGCCCUCAUUCUGAUCAUUACCCCGAUCUGCUCAGGUCUCACGCGUAACUGGUGGGAGCUCUUCAUUGUCCGUCUGAUCCUCGGAGUUGGUAUGGGUGCCAAAGGUUCGACCGUCCCCGUUUUCGCUGCCGAGAACUCGCCUCCCCAGAUCCGUGGUGCCCUCGUCAUGGGCUGGCAGCUGUGGACCGCGUUUGGCAUCUUCCUCGGUUUCCUCGCCAACGUUGCGGUUGCAGAUGUCGGCAAGAUCGCGUGGCGACUGCAGCUGGGCUCGGCGUUCAUCCCGGCCUUGCCUCUCGCCAUUCUCAUUUACUUCUGCCCGGAGUCGCCUCGCUGGCUCAUGAAGAAGAACCGCUAUCCUCAGGCUCUGCGCUCGCUCAUCCGCCUUCGUCACAACAAGAUCCAGGCCUGCCGCGACCUCUACUAUAUUCACGUCCAGCUCGUGGAGGAAAGCAAGGUCAUCCGCGGUGAAACCUACGUCAGGCGAUUUAUGGAGCUGUUCACCAUUCCUCGCGUUCGUCGAGCCACCGUUGGUGCGACCACCGUGAUGCUGGCGCAGCAAAUGUGCGGAAUCAACAUCCAGGCCUUCUACUCGUCGACCAUCUUCAAACAGAGCGGAUCGACGGAGAAACAAGCUCUCUACGCCUCGGUAGGAUUUGGUGCGAUCAACUUUAUUUUCGCCUUCCCUGCUUUGAUCACCAUCGAUACUUUUGGUCGCCGAAGCCUUCUGCUUUUCACUUUCCCUCAGAUGGCUUGGACCUUGCUUGCCGCAGGUCUCUGCUUCCUGAUCCCCGGCGAGAACAGCAAAGUGCGACUUGGUCUUGUCGCCCUGUUCAUCUAUAUCUUUACGGCUUUCUAUUCGGUCGGCGAAGGCCCGGUUCCUUUUACGUACUCGGCCGAGGUCUUCCCUCUGGCUCAGCGAGAGCAGGGCAUGGCAUGGGCUGUAGCAACCUGCUUGUUCUGGGCUGCAGUUCUCAGCAUUACCUUCCCGCGAAUGCUUCGUGCCAUGACGCCAACGGGAGCCUUCGGAUUUUAUGCCGGGCUCAACGUGAUGGCGCUUACUCUCAUCUGGUUCUUCGUGCCGGAGACUGCUUGCUACACGCUCGAGGAGCUUGACGCUGUCUUCAGUGUGCCUCACAAGACGUUUAUCAAGCACCAGAACACCAAGGUUUUCCCUCACUGGUUCAAGACGCAGGUGCUCAGGAAGAAGAACGUCGAGCCACCGGCUCCUCUUAUCGAGCUCGACAUCAACCUGGUCGGCGCUGGAGAGAAGCGUGUCGACAACUCGAUGGCCUGA
Molecule: messenger RNA, 1938 nt
Organism: Sporisorium graminicola
Lineage: Eukaryota; Fungi; Basidiomycota; Ustilaginomycetes; Ustilaginales; Ustilaginaceae
Exons: 1
Coding region: 1-1938 (645 amino acids)
Biological process (GO): transmembrane transport
Cellular component (GO): membrane
Molecular function (GO): myo-inositol:proton symporter activity
Source: RefSeq, a predicted model, not a curated record